AUGGAGCGCGAAGUGAUCCAGCGCUUGGCCGCCAAGCUGGGCAUCACGGCGCCCGGAGUGGUCAGAAAAGCAGAAGAGUACCUGCGUCUGUCUCAAGUGAAAUGUGCCACCUUGCUGGUUCAGAUGACCGCUACAAGCAAUGCUGUGAUCUGCCUCGACUUGGCCGCUGCCUUCACAAAGAACCCGGUCGACAAAAGUUAUUUAGUGAAACUGUCUGGCUUGAGCAAGACCACGUACCAGAGCUGUUUGAGGUCCUUGGAAAGCCUGCUUGGUGUACGUUCCAACCUCGGGAUCCGAGAAUUGGCCGUUCAGUUCUGUUGCCUGGAAGCUGUGAACAUGGCAUCAAAAAUACUGCAGAGGUACGCAUCCAGUCUGCCGGAAGCUCAGCAAACGGAUCUAGAUUUGUCUAAACCCUUAUUCACAACUGCGGCGUUGUUUACCGCUUGCAGAUGUUUGAAAAUUAAAGUGGAUAAGAACAAAAUGGCAGCUGCCUCCGGCGUGAAGAAGACCAUAUUUGACCGUCUCCACAGCCAGCUCCAGAAGAUCAGCCAGCAGAUCAGCCGAGAAAGCGACCAGUUGACGGUGGAGGCCACCAAAACCCAGAAGACCUUACUUGAAACUCUUGGAAAGGAAGAAGAGACGGAAGCAGAGGCCCCUCGCAAGCGUCCCAAAAGUGAAACUGAGGCAAAAGAAGAUUAUGAAGAAUGGAAAAGGAGAAUUCUAGAAAACGCUGCUAAAUCACAAAGGGACAGCUUUUGAUCUGAGAGCGUUCAAACGACAAACAAUCCUUCCAGCUUUUUAACCUAUUUUUAUGUCGGCAUCCUUUUUAUGCCUUGUCACAGCACUGGUUAACAAGACACAUCCCAGUUGGGUGUUGUACUACAAAGGUAAGAUUGUGAGAAUUGGCUGUGCUUCCUCCCUGGGAUGUCUCUCUGACAACUGCAGAAGCCAGUCCUACUGGAUGGUCGAUCUCAGUCAUGAAGUCUAGACUGCCGAAACUUUCCCUGAAAGUUGAAUUCCCUGGAGAAGCCGCUGUUUUCAUUGUUGAUGGCUAUGUGGACACCCUUUGAAAUAGAUUGAAGUCUCUGACACUAAGCAACCUGGACCCCUGUUGCAGUGAGACAGCUAAUGGGCUACAGACCAUGUUCUGAAAAUUGAGCCUUGGCAGUCUUGAACGUUUGAUUUCUUCUUCAGUCAUAACUGCACUUCCUCCGAAGUGUCGUUUGUUUUCAGUGGAAGUUGCUUCCGUAUACAAGGCUUGGAAUCGGGGUGUUAAGAUCUGUAUCCAAAUUCUAAAGUUCCUGCUACCAAUUCAUUCGACACCAAUAAAUAUUGUUAUUUCUACA
Messenger RNA from Elgaria multicarinata webbii, 1346 nucleotides. RefSeq names its product origin recognition complex subunit 6 (gene ORC6). NCBI's taxonomy places the organism in Eukaryota, Metazoa, Chordata, Lepidosauria, Squamata, Anguidae. Gene Ontology annotation, biological process: DNA replication initiation; DNA replication. The record is from RefSeq and is a predicted model, not a curated record. Gene Ontology annotation, cellular component: nuclear origin of replication recognition complex. The coding region runs from base 1 to 759 and encodes 252 amino acids. Gene Ontology annotation, molecular function: DNA binding. The transcript is spliced from 7 exons.